AUGGAGUCGAUCUCACCCGUAUUCUCGUCGGGCACGGAGCAGCGGUACUCUCCACCAUGGGAGGAUUUGAGUAUUAUCGGUAUCGCUGGUAGCUCGGGCUCCGGCAAGACUUCUGUGGCAAUGGAAAUUGUGAAGUCACUCAACCUGCCGUGGGUUGUGAUUCUCGUAAUGGUAACAAUAUAUUUCUGUCGUUUAACACUAGAGUUUAGUACAAUAUCAACGCAUAAUAAUGAAUUCGACUUCGACUGCCCGGAUGCCUACGAUUUCGACGCCCUUGUGCAGACCUUGAAGGAUCUAAAGCAAGGAAAGAAGGCAGAUAUCCCCGUUUACUCAUUUGCCGACCAUCAGCGCCAGCCGCAAACAACUACCCUUUACUCCCCACAUGUGAUCAUUUUGGAGGGUAUCCUUGCCUUGCAUGACCCAAGGGUGCUGGAACUUUUGGAUGUGAAGAUAUUUGUUGAGGCGGAUAUGGAUAUCUGCUUGGGCCGCAGAAGUGAGUGA
This is a messenger RNA of Aspergillus oryzae RIB40, 501 nucleotides long. RefSeq names its product uridine-cytidine kinase. The record is from RefSeq and is a predicted model, not a curated record. Lineage: Eukaryota; Fungi; Ascomycota; Eurotiomycetes; Eurotiales; Aspergillaceae. Gene Ontology annotation, molecular function: ATP binding; kinase activity. The transcript has 4 exons. The coding region runs from base 1 to 501 and encodes 166 amino acids. Gene Ontology annotation, cellular component: cytoplasm.